Messenger RNA from Stylonychia lemnae, 5439 nucleotides. The record is from the annotation of a GenBank genome assembly. Lineage: Eukaryota; Ciliophora; Spirotrichea; Sporadotrichida; Oxytrichidae.
AUGGCAGAUUUUAGACAAUAUUCAUUUGUAGACCUGGACUCUCAAAAUUUUCCUUAAAUCGAUUGUAAAUUCAGAAGAAGUGAAGUUUAGGACAGAGAUAAUAGAUAGAGGAAGAAUCCCUCCAAAGAGCUAAAGGCCAGAGUAUUGAGCACUUCAAAGCUUAGUACAAGCUAGCUGACUUAAAGGUCUAAGUCCUCUAUAGGAAACUAUAAUCAUCAUAAUAAGUCUACUGAUAUCAAUAAUGAAAACAUCUUAAUCAAAAAUGUGAGAUAGAUACCAGAUUUCUAAUAUCAAAGUCCUGGACUGUUUGACUCGUAGAAUACUAAGAGUGAAAUUGGUCGAAAAUCUACUCAGAUAGAUUCAGAGUUUAAGCUAUUAAGUAAUGAUCUUAAUAUGGUAGAUCAUACGCCAUUCAAUGAUAAGACUAAUAUGGCAUUCCAGUAAGCUGAUUAUUUGAGUCCUUUUAUUCAAGAAAAAUUCAGUUAUUUGACAAGUUUUGAAGACAAGAUCUCAAAUAUUGAGAUUCCAAUUGAGCUUAGCACGCAAAAUGCCUCUUCUCAAAAGCCUAUCUUCAAUAAAACUAUGUUCUGGCUGGAUAAGGAAAAUAAUAAUAAUGCUGAGGUAUAAUAAGAAGAAGAUAUCACCCCUUCUUUUAACGAGAAGCCACUAAAGGAGUAAAAAAACAAAAAGCAGGUUAAUCUGACUAAAAAACUGUAAAAAUUAGCGAAUGACUAAUAGACAGUAAAUAAUAUGUCACAAGGGUAGUUACAUAGAGACAAAUCUAAAAGUACUUAAAAGAAUAGCAAGAAGUUGAUAAAACUUUCUGAGUUGCAAGCACUUUCUAAUCAAUUGAGUAAUGAUAUGGGUAUACUUGUGUAUAGGAGAGAGGAGAAAAAGGAAAAAGACUUUUUAGAUGAUUCAUUGAAGCCAUCAUCUAAGUCUUCUUAGAAGUAAAAGAAGCCUAAGUCAGAGAGAACAUGCUCUACUCCACCUCCAUAAAAGCAUAUGAAGUCGAAAUCUGCAUAGCAAACUAAAAGAUAAAAGCCUCCUAAUUAGCAAAAUUAACUUUUUGAAAAUGUUAAGCCCUCUGACUUUUCCUAGAAUGAGAGAUAAGUAAAUAGAUCAGAUAAUAAGUCCAGUUAAUUUUAUGGAAAUUUAAUGAAUAUGAUGUAUAAGCAGAUUCAAGGCAACUAGCCAAACAAUCAAGGUUUAAGUUCUCUAAAUUUAAGUGAAAGUUAAAAAUCUUCGAGUCUACAAAAAAAGAAAAACUCUAAUUGUAGCUCUAAAAAGAAAGCACCUUUUAAGAACAUCACUGAAUCUACUAUCCUCUAGCAAUCUAUAUGUCUAAACACCCAAGGAAACUCCUCUAUCAAUCAUAUCAAUAAUCACAGUAGAUUUGAUUCCAUGACUUAAAUAGAAAAACUACUUAAAUAAGAUUCCUGCUCUCACAUUUAGGAUCGUUGUGAGAAAUAGUUGCUAGAUAAGCUUGUGUAGAGUAAAGAAACCAAGAACAAAGUAGCAGGUGGAGUUAAGGUGAGAGUCAAUGACCUGCUAGUUGACUUAAAAGAGCUGCUCAGAAUAUGUAAUGAUCACUGCAAAGAUUGUGAUGACUUCCAAGAUAAGAUCAAGACCAAAGGCAUAAUCGCUUCAAGUAUUCCACCCAGAAGACCUAAGUCUAGCAAGAAGGAAAAUAGCAGUAAUCAUAAGAAUCAUAAUGAUAAACUUCAGACUCUGAAAGAAAUCAGAGCUAAGAUCAUUGGAAAGGCUGACUCAGUUAUGAUUGGAAAUCUUAAGAAACUUAUAUUAGGCUUAAAGGCAUCAUUGACCCCAGUCUAAAAUCUCAUUUAUAAGAAUGAUCCAGAUAUGGAAAUUCAUAUGGUCUCAAUAUUACCAAAUCUAGUUAGCUUAUUUGAAACCUCAAAUGAAUCAUUGAGAGAGUAAAACUUAAACUGCAUUAAAUUGUAUUGCAAGUACACAGGAAACAUAGACCACAUUUACGACACUAAUGUAUCAAGCAUGUUCCAAAGAUAAUUGGAUAUGGACAUGAUAGACAAGUUGAGAGAACAGUAGAGUUUAAAAAGGGCAUAAGUUACUGAUAUCUUAAGUAUCCAAUAGGAUAUCCAAUCUAAAAGCGAGGCCAUCACAAGUCAGUUUCAGGGCUACUCAUUUGAUGCUGUUCCUCAGAUAUCCAAUUUAUUUGCUUUUGGAAGUUUGCCUUACAACAUGAUAUAGCACAUUUAAUAGCACAGCGAAUGGAAAAUGAAACUCAAAGUUGUUGAAGAUUUAGAAAAGUUCAUGGUUGAAAUGAGCAAUCAGCAGAAGCAAUAGUUUAUGAAUUACUGCUCCUCAUUCAUCACAUUCGUGGAGCAAUUCCUUAUUCAAGAUGAUAACAUGAAAAUUGUGCUUUCUGGAAUUAGAAUUCUAAGGUAUCUAAUGAGGAACGCAUAGAUGGCUGAGAAAACCAAUUUGACUAAGCUAAUCCAUUCAUUGAUAAUGAAAAUGAAUGAUCCUAAGGAGAUCAUCAGAGCUGAAAUUGAAUCGCUAUUUGUGUAGCUUUCCUAUCAUAUGAAAACUAAAUCCCUGAUUUUAAAUCUGCUGCAUCUAUUUAAGACUUACAGAAUAAGCAAUGAUGCAAAAGAGUCGCUUCUGAGGAGUAUCAUCACUAUUAUUUUGACUUAAGACGGCUCACAGAUCAAUGAUCUGCAAAUUUCUUCCUCAUUUAAGGAGGAAAAUCUCUAUAUGUAAAUUAUAGAACCACUAGCUUAUUUAUUCACAAAUAAAGAGGAGCCUCUCAAAGUAAGAUAUAUGGCUCAGGAGACUAUGGCUGUGAUUGCAUCAAUAUUAAACAGGACUUAGGUACUCGAAGCUCUUUAUGAAUGUCUAUCUGAUGAUAAAUCAUUGUAUGAUAAGUUUUGUGAUAGACUUGAUGCUGACUUGAUUCCUUUCCUUUCGAAGAUGAAUGAUAUUUAGAAGCUAGAAUUCCCUCUACCUAUAACUCACGUGUUUUCUAUCUAGGUUGAUAAGAAAACACCUAUAUAAAAAAGAGAAAGAAACAUUUAAGCAGCUGAUUAGUAUUACUCUUAAGACUUUACAGAUAAUAUAAGUGAAAACGAUUUCUAGCCAUACAAUUAGGCUAUCAAAUAGAGGUAACCUUACAAGAUCAUGAAUUAAGUGAAAGCUCAAAAUAAUGUCACUUCAGACACAGAAGACUAUGUUGUCACAAAGAAACUUGAAUAGAAAAUGGAAAUGAAAUCUAGAAGAGUAUUUCAAGGUUUGGGUUAAAAUAUAGUUGGAAACAACAUCCCUAGCGAUGAUUAUACCUAACUUAUGAAUGAUAAGAAGCCUGAUUCUAGAAAUCCCACACCUCAUCUUAUCUCUGAAUAGCUCAGGUUACUGAAGUCAAAGGAUAGAUUCAAUUCACCUCCAAACGGUACAAGGCUUAAUACUAAAGGAGACUAUGAUUAGACUUUGAUGCAAGAAAAUUCAACAUAAUCUUCAUUUAAUAAUCAAACUGCUUUGAAGAAUACUUUAGCAGACAAAUCAUAAAACUAAACAGUGUAGAUUUAGUCAAGAGAAAAUACAGCGACUAAAUCUAAUAGAGGUAAUAAGUAAUCACCUAAAUUCUAUGCUAAAAACAUGCAGCAAGAAGUAGACUAUAUGGAUUAAACUCCCAAAAUGUACUCAAAUAAGUUCCCUGGAAAAGUUGAAUACUAAACGAUUGGCUCGCCAAAUAAAGUAGUCACAAGAUGUUCAUAGCGUCUCAAAGAGUAACAUAAGAUCUAGUGGCUUGAAUUUCGUAAUUUAAAGUGCUAAUCAUUAUAAUAGGAUCAUUUUGUGAGUUUUGAAGAGCUUGGACCAUCAGAAAAUCCCUAAAAAGAUAUUCUAACUGUUUAAACUCAGCUUGAUGCUCCAUCUCUCAUAAAACUUUGUGAAUCUUUGAGAUCAAGUUUAUCCAAGCAUGCCAUUAACUUAGUGGAGGAGGCAUACAAUUAAAAUAGCAAGCUAAUGGAAAUUGAAACUGAAUAAAUACUAAACAUGCUUUUCAAAAGAUCUGCUGAUACAAAUAAACUAGGCAAGAAGAUUUUGACAUUAAAAGAUACUGACAAGAUUAUUACAAUGCUUGGAGGAUAUGUGAAUGACUCCUCUCCAGAGGUCAGAUAGAACACUAAGUAAGCAAUAUUACUUCUGGAGAAUGGUGCUGAUCCUAUCACAAGAGAAGACUCUGAGCGAUUGUUCAAGAAGUAUGUAACCAAAGAAUUUGAUCAGCAAAAAGUCUUGAAGAUUUUAGAUUAGGGAAUGCAAGGAAUGAAUUUAGAGGGUCUAAUAAAUCAAAGUUAAGACUAGAAUGUAUACAACUAAACAGGAAUUUCAAGAACUUCAAAUAGAAUGAGAAGCUAGGCAUCUUUCAAAUCAAAUAUAAAUGCUUAGUCGAGCCCAAUGAUUGACAAAUCUCCCUCAAAGAAAGAAAACUUUAGAAAAGCAUUCAAGCCUGAAUUACCUGGCAAUAUCAAUAUAGUGUCUGAAACAAAUUCCUAAAUUGGCUCAUCUGAAAAUCUAAGUCAAUAAAAGAUUGCUUCUAAUUAAUCACAAAGAGAUAUCCCAGCUAAAUCUCCACUAAUAAAGAAAAAUGCCUAAACAUAAUAAAACAAUAGUCCUCCUUAAAUUGAGAAACCCACAAAUCUCACUACUAGUGCUAACAAUCUCGCUAAUCAACCUUAAGAAGAAAUUACUUAGAUAUUACAAUUGCUUUUGAAGUAAUAAACUGAUUAAAGGAAGUAUGCCUUGCUAAACUUAGCUGAUGUUUCUUUGAAAUAAAAGUAGCUAUUAAUAUAAAACGAGUUAUUCUAUCAGGCUUUUGACAAAGUAAUUAUGACUCCAUUACUAACAAUUUAACCUUAAGCUACUGCUAAGUCUAUGAUUUCUGCAAAUUUAUUAGAAGCUGAGGUAUUACAUAAUAUCAUAAGUGAAGUUAGUGACAGAUUAGAUUUCUAGACUCUAAGGAAAACAGUCAAUAGUGUCUCUAUAUAUUUAGGUUCUUCAAAUUCUUAGGCCAAGAAAAAUGCUGAAAACUUACUGAACAAGAUAAUAUCAAUUUAUCCACCUGGAGAAAUAGUAGGUGGGUAUGCUGAAUCAAUCCAAAAUUCAGGCAAUAAAGCCAAAGUAUAUCUGACCAAUAAACUCAUUGAAAUGGUGCCAAUUAUUAAUAAGCAGAGUCCAGCUAAAUUACCCACCGAGGUAUUCACUCAUGUUUAUAGACUAAUGGAUGAUUACAUUGCUGGAAGAGGUAGAAACAUUCCAAAUGAUUUAAAAGUUAACAUUGAGCAGCUUAUAAAAGUGAUUUAUUAUGAGCAAGGAUCGGCUUUUGUAGAGUAGUGCCCAUCAAACAAACUCUCUAAAAUUUUCGAAAUAGUAAAUAAAGAGAAAAAAUAACUUAUUUGA